Messenger RNA from Mollisia scopiformis, 369 nucleotides. Its product is annotated as bola-like protein. The transcript has 2 exons. The coding region runs from base 1 to 369 and encodes 122 amino acids. The record is from RefSeq and is a predicted model, not a curated record. NCBI's taxonomy places the organism in Eukaryota, Fungi, Ascomycota, Leotiomycetes, Helotiales, Mollisiaceae.
AUGGCCUCCCAAACCCCCAUGGAAGACAUCAUGCGCUCAAAGUUAACCGCAGCCCUCUCCCCAACAAAACUCGAAAUCCACAACGACUCGCACAAACACGCGCACCACCAAGCGAUGGCAAACUCGACCUCCGCAGAAACGCACUUCAGGGUCCUGAUCACGAGCGAGGCGUUCAAGGGCAAGAUGCAGCCGGCGAGGCAUCGCAUGGUGUAUGCGUUGUUGAAGGAGGAGAUGGCGCGGGAGGCUGGGAUUCAUGCGUUGCAGUUGAGGACGAAGACGGUGGAGGAGGAUGAAAAGGCGCUGGUGAGGGAGAAGGAGGAAGAGGAAGGGAAGAAGGAUGCUGGGGUCAUGGUUGAGGGGAACUCUUAG